AUGGCUGCGGGGGACUUGUAUGUGCAGGGUGCCCGGGUGUGGAUCCCUGACUGUGUCGAAGUCUGGAGGGUGGCAGAAGUAACCAGAAGCUACAAGGAAGGAGAUGCCGUUCUCCAUCUCCGCCUGGAAGAUGGCUCGGCACUGGCCUACCCCAUCGAGUCCCAGCUGCCACCUCUCUGCAACCCCGACUGCCUCUCAGGCGCCGAUGACCUGGUGGCCCUGAGCUACCUGCAUGAGCCAGCUGUGCUGCACUCGCUCCGCCGGCGCUUCGUGGAGGCUAAUGCCAUCUACACCUACUGCGGUGUCAUCCUCGUCGCUAUCAACCCCUACAAGCCGUUGCCCAUCUAUGAGGAGGAGGUGAUUUACGCCUACAGUGGCCACGAAAUUGGGGACAUGGAUCCCCACAUCUUUGCUUUGGCAGAGGAGGCGUACAAGCAGAUGGUGAGGUUUGGGAAGAACCAGUCCCUCAUCAUCAGCGGUGAGUCAGGUGCAGGGAAGACUGCAUCGGCCAAGUAUGCCAUGAGAUACUUCACCACUGUUGGGGGCUGCCUGUGCGACUCCAGCAUGGAGGAGAAGGUGCUGGCCUCCAGUCCCCUCAUGGAGGCCUUUGGGAAUGCAAGGACAACCAGGAACGACAACAGUAGUCGCUUUGGGAAGUACAUCGAAAUCGGCUUCAGCCAAGCACGUGUCACAGGGGCCACCAUCAAAACCUACCUGCUGGAGAAGUCCCGUGUCACCUUCCAUGCGAAAGCAGAGAGGAACUACCACAUCUUCUACCAGCUCUGUGCCUCGGCCGCCCUGCCUGAGCUCCAGGGCCUGGGUCUCCGUGGGGCAGAGUCCUUCCACUACACCUGCCAGGGCCAGUGCACUGCCGCCCAGAGCACCAACGACGUGGCUGACUUGGACAGCACGCGGCAUGCCUUCUCGCUCCUGGGUGUCCCUGAGGCCAACCAGCUGGAGCUAUUCAGCAUCCUGGCUGCCAUCCUGCACCUAGGCAACAUUGUGGUCAGAGGGAGGGACCGCCGUGGGGAUGGCUGCUUCGUGGAGCCUGCUGAUAAGGCCCUAGGGCUGUUCUGCAUGCUGCUGGGCGUGGAGGCAUCGCAGGUGAUGCGCUGGCUCUGCCACCGCAAGCUGGUCACUGCUGGUGAGACCUACCUGAAGCCCCUCUCCAGGCAGCAGGCGCUCGACUCCCGGGAUGCCUUGGCCAAGCAUAUGUAUGGGCAGGUCUUCAGGUGGAUGGUGAGCAGGGUCAACCGUGCCCUGCGGUCACCGGAGGGCCACCGUACCUCCAUUGGCAUUUUGGACAUCUAUGGGUUUGAGAUGUUUGAGCUCAACAGCUUUGAGCAGUUCUGCAUCAACUAUGCCAAUGAGAAGCUGCAGCAGCUCUUCAACCUGCACGUCUUCAAGCUGGAGCAGGAGGAGUAUGUGACUGAGGAGAUCCCUUGGGUCUUUGUCGACUUCUGUGACAACCAGCCAUGCAUUGAGCUCAUCGAAGGCCAGCUUGGCAUCCUGGACCUGUUGAAUGAGGAGUGCAAGAUGCCUCAAGGCAGUGAUGGGAGCUGGGCCCAGAAGCUUUAUCGGACCCAUCUCAGCAGCUCCCACUUCCAGAAGCCCAAGACGCCCACGGAUGCUUUCGUUGUCUGCCACUUCGCUGGCAAGGUGGAAUACCAGUGUGAUGGGUUUGUGGAGAAGAACAGGGAUGCUGUGCCCGAGGAGCUGGUGGGGCUGCUGCGAGCCAGCAAGUCUGCCCUGCUUGCUGAGCUCUUCCUGGAAGAAGGGGAUGGCCCCACGUCCCUGCAGUCCCGCAGGUCCAGUGGGCCCAGGAUGGCUGGUCGCCCUAGCCGCAGAUCGCUGCCCAGCAGCCAAAAGAGCAAGAAGUCCAUCUCCAGCCAGUUCAAAGCCUCCCUGAACCGGCUGAUGGAGAUGCUGGGCAGCACCACACCGCACUACAUCCGCUGCAUCAAACCCAACGAUGCCAAGCAGCCCUUUGUGUUUGACUCUAGGCGAGCAGUGGAGCAGCUACGAGCCUGUGGGGUCCUGGAGACCAUCCGGAUCAGUGCCUCAGGCUACCCCUCCAGGUGGACGUAUCAGGAGUUCUUAGAGAGGUACAGGGCUCUGGUGAGCAGAGAGGAGCUGGUGGGCACUGAUGAGAAGCAGAUCUGCAGCCUUGCCCUUGAGAGACUGCUUCAAGACCCCAGCAAGUACCAGUGUGGGAAGAGCAAGGUGUUUUUCCGGGCCGGCCAAGUAGCUUACCUGGAAGAGCUGCGGUACCGCCGGCUGAGGUCAGCCUGCGUCCUGCUGCAGAGGCACCUGCGGGGCUGGCUGGCACGGAGGCGCUUUCGACGGGCACGCACCGCGGCAGUCUGCCUGCAGCGCCAUGCGCGGGGCAUGUUGGCCCGGAGGUUUGCCAGGAUGCUGCGAAGGACCAGGGCUGCCGUGACGCUGCAGAAGACCCUGAGGAUGGUUCUGGCCCGGCGCUCCUACCUACGCGUGCGCCGGGCUGUCAUCACCAUCCAAGCCUUUGCCCGGGGCAUGUUUGCCCGGCGUCUUUACCAACAGUUGGUGUGGCAUCAGAAAGCUGUGGUGAUACAGGCUGCUGUCAGGGGCUGGCUGGCCCGGACCCGCUACACCCGCCUGCGUAGGACUGUCAUCUACCUGCAGUGCUGCUACCGCCGGGUGCGGGCAUGCCGGGAGCUGCGGCGGCUGCGUGUCGAGGCACGCUCGGUCGAGCACUACAAGCAGCUGCACAAGGGCAUGGAGAUCAAGGUGAUACAGCUGCAGUGCAGGCUGGAUGAGCAGGCCCAGGAGAAGCAGCGGCUGGCGGAACAGCUCUCGGGGCUGAACACUGCCCAUGCCGAGGAGGUGCAGCGCCUGCGGGCCGAGAUGCAGCAGCUGAGAGAGGAUGCAGCCCGCGAUGCCCAGGUCCAGCAGCUGCAGGAACGGCUGGCCGAGCUGGAGAAGCACAGUGUGAAGAGCUGCCUGGGCCAGGAGGUUGAGGAGCUCAAGCAGGUCGGUCUGUCUGUCUGUCCAGGGAUGCUCUUGCUCUGCUGGGGCUCCAGGGGUCUCUCCAGGGACCUGGCACGCUUGGCAGAGGUGGAAGCCGUGAAGCUGCAGCUGGGGGAAGAGAGGGAUGCCCUGAUCCAGCGCAUGUUGGAGCAGUCGCAGGAUCUGGAAGAGCAGCACCGGCGUGCGGCGCGGGAGAGCCAGGGGCUGCUGCAGGAGCUGGAGGAGGAGCGGGCGCGCUACCAGAGCCUGGUGCAGGAGUACGCCCGCCUGGAGCAGGGCUACGAGAACCUGCGGGAUGAAGUGGCCUUCCACAGGCAAAGCACCUUGAGACGGUCCCCUUCGACGGAGAGCUUCUUGGGCUCCGAGAGCAGCUACUUGUCCUCCAUGUCUACAGCUCCCUCACGAGACAGCUCCGACCAGCAGACUGAGGCUAGUGGUGACACUGGUGGGGACAGUGUGGUGGGGGGGCUGGAGGAGGGCUGGCAGCCGGUGCCAGAGGGGCUGCAGCCACAGCCCAGUGGUGAGGCACCGCUGAAGAGCAGCGUGGGCCAGGAUCCCUUCGAGAAGGCGUAUCUGCUCCUCCUGGGGCAGUUCAAUGCUGUUAACGAGGAGCUGGCCCGGACCCGGGAGGAGCUGCGGAGGUCCAAGGCCCCCGUGGAGCUGGAGGAGAGGAAACCGUUGGACUUCUUCAAGCGCAGGAACAUAGCUGAGAUGCUGGGGCUGGGCAGGAGCCCAGGGAAGGUGGUAGUGGAUGAUGACUUGAAGCAUGCAUAUGAUGCGGUGCAGGUUGCCAACAGGCUGCUGGCGAGUCAGCUGCGGGAGGAGAAGCAGCAGCACGAGGAGGAGGUAGAAGGGCUGCACCUCGAUAUCUGCUCGCUCAAGCAGCUGAGCCAGCAGCAGGCAGCCCUCAUCCAGGACCUGCAGCGGCACCAGGGGCAGGAGGGGCUGCAGCGUCAUGUCCUGCAGCUCAAGGAGGAGAACUGGGCAAGUGCCUGCACAGGAGGGAGGCGUGGGGCUAGCGGGAGGGUCACUAGCCUCAACGUGGGGAGCGGAGUCCCCCCUGAACAGAGAUGCUGGGGACCAUCUGCUUGGACUGAGCUGGGGCGACCUGAUGUGGGUCCCACAGCCCAGGACACAGCAGGAUGUGACCUGCGUUCCUCUCCCCCAGUGAAGAGAGAGGCUACUGGGCCAGUGCAGAAGUUGGCAGCAUCUGCUGUGGUCGUGUCCCAGUCCCCCGUGAUGCCAUCCCUGGCUGGGCUGUCCCAGGCCAUGCUAGCGUGGAGGAUGGAGGACGAAGGGCGCAUUAUCAAGGCCAUCAUUACAGACUACAAACCGCAGAGCAGCCCCGGAGCGCUCCCAGACCUGCCAGCCUACAUUCUCUUCCUCUGUUUCCGGCACGCGGACCACUGCUGUGACGAGCCACGGGCCCGCUCGCUCCUGGAUGCGGCCAUCAACGCCAUCAAAAGGGUCAUGAAGAAGCACAGCGAUGACUUUGACCUGGUGGCACUCUGGCUCGCCAACACCUGCCGGCUCCUGAACUGCCUGCGCCAGUAUAGCCAGGAUGAGACCUACUGGCAGGGGAAUACGGUGCGGCAGAAUGAGCAUCGCCUGCAGAACGUGGACCCUCAGAGCUCCUGCUGCAGCCUGGGUGCCCUGGCUGUCCAGCUCUACCAGCAGCUCAUCCGCACUGCUGAGAAGCGCCUCAAACCCAUGAUUGUUGCUGCAAUGCUGGAGAGCGAGCCCAUUCAGGGCUUGUCCUCCUCCUGCCCUCCUGGCCACCGCCGGUCCUCGGCAGCCCCUGCCCACACCCUGCCUGAGCUGCUGCAGCAGCUGGGCUCCUUCCGUGCAGCGCUGGACCUCCAUGGGCUGGCCCCCAGCGUGGGGCACCAGGUUCUGCGCCAGCUCUUCUUCCUCAUCAGCGGCACCACCCUCAACUACCUGCUGCUGAGAAAGGACACGUGCUCCUGGAGCUGUGGCAUCCAGCUCAGGUACAACAUCAGCCAGUUGGAGCAGUGGCUGCGGGCAGAGGGGCUGCAGCAGAGUGGGGCCUGUGAGGUGUUGGAGCCCCUGGUCCAAGCUGCCCAGCUGCUGCAGGUGAAGAAGGUGACAGAGGAGGAUGCUGGAGCUCUCUGCAGCCUGUGCACGGUGCUGUCGACCCAGCAGGUUGUGAAGAUCCUCCGGGCUUACACCCCAGCUGUCGGGCUGGAGGAGCGCAUCAGCCCCAGCUUUAUCAGCAGCGUUGAGAAAAAGCUGCAGGACCAGUAUGGAGGGGGACCCAGCCAGCUCCUGGUGGAUACCAGCCACCUCUUCCCUGUGCACCUGCCCUUCACCACCUCCCCCCUGCAUCUGGAUGAGCUCCGCAUCCCUGAUGCCCUCAACCUGGCCUUCCUUGUCCGUCUCUGAGUCCAGGUCUGGCCCUGGGUUACUGCCAGUGCCCUGUCGAGGGGUGUCUGAAGCCCCUGAGGUGUGGGAAGGCCACGAAGGCUGGGGGGACAGCACUUUUUAUGUGUACCGUUCUUCUGGGAAGUUGUUUAUUUAUUGAAACUCGGGUGCCUUGUUUGUGGCACAGCCAGGGCCCAUGGCAGUCCUGUGCUGGGGCUUUUGGUCACUUUUUAAUCCUUUGAAGUUAAUAAAAGUCUUUGCAGCUAACUUUGGAGUCUGAGGCUGUCUGGGGUGGGUGUGCUCUUUGGCAGGUGGUGUGAGGGAGCUUGAGGACCAUCACUGGG
Aquila chrysaetos chrysaetos is the source of this 5732-nucleotide messenger RNA. RefSeq names its product unconventional myosin-Vb-like. Lineage: Eukaryota; Metazoa; Chordata; Aves; Accipitriformes; Accipitridae. Gene Ontology annotation, molecular function: ATP binding; actin filament binding; microfilament motor activity. The transcript has 36 exons. Gene Ontology annotation, cellular component: actin cytoskeleton; cytoplasm; myosin complex. The record is from RefSeq and is a predicted model, not a curated record. The coding region runs from base 1 to 5409 and encodes 1802 amino acids. Gene Ontology annotation, biological process: vesicle transport along actin filament; actin filament organization.